Messenger RNA from Pelecanus crispus (Dalmatian pelican), 748 nucleotides. The record is from RefSeq and is a predicted model, not a curated record. Lineage: Eukaryota; Metazoa; Chordata; Aves; Pelecaniformes; Pelecanidae.
CUCCUCUGCCAGGCAGACGAGAUCCUGGGGGGAAAAGGACAGCACAAAGGAGGCAAAGGUGACCAACACCAAGUGGUGGCCGAGCUGCAAGCAGAAACACCCCACAAGGAACAGCAAGCAAUGCGACCUGACCGGCUGGUGGGAGAGCAAGCUGGGCUGCAGGAUGCGUGUGUUUGCAGUCGACGGCCAGGGCAACUUCUCCAGCAAGUACCACACCGCUGUGUUGAGCACCCAGAAACCCAUGGAGUUGUCCUGCCUCGUCAGCUCCCAGCGCUUGGAUGAGGACAGGCAGUGCACCUUUGGCUUCACUGUCAACUGGAAGAAGUUUUCCUGCUCACUCCCGGGGGUGCCUGUUCCUGCCACCCUGCCUGAGCCUGGGCUGAGCAGCAGCACCAACUCUGAGUCCCCUCCACUCCAGUGCAUGCUGACCGGGUGCUGGAUCAAUGACCUGGGCUCCAACAUGACUGUCACGGCUGUGAACAGAAAAGGUGACUUCACCAGCUCCUACCACAUGGCCGUGACAGCCACCAUGAACAAGAUCUGGCUGUCACUGCUGCAGGGGUCCCAGCACCAUAUGAACGAGAAGAGCCAACCCACCUUCGGCUUCACCAUCCACAGGAGCUUUUCAGUCUCCACCACCACCUCCGUGGCCCAGUGCUUUGUGGACGAGGAUGGGAAGGAAAUACUGAGAACCAUGUGGAUCACUGAGGUUGACAGCCUCAAGGAUGACUGGAAAGCCAAUGGGUAG